Messenger RNA from Anas platyrhynchos (mallard), 3629 nucleotides. It is a transcript of the gene NT5C1A, whose product is annotated as 5'-nucleotidase, cytosolic IA. Lineage: Eukaryota; Metazoa; Chordata; Aves; Anseriformes; Anatidae. The record is from RefSeq and is a predicted model, not a curated record. Gene Ontology annotation, biological process: adenosine metabolic process; nucleotide metabolic process. Gene Ontology annotation, molecular function: nucleotide binding; magnesium ion binding; 5'-nucleotidase activity. Gene Ontology annotation, cellular component: cytoplasm; cytosol.
CCGUUACCGGGGACCGGGGGGGUGCGGGGCGGCGGCGGCAGCGGGCCCGGUGCCGAAGAGGUUAACCCGGUGGGUUGGAGCCCGGAGCUCCGCGGGCCGCCCUGUUAUAAAGCGCCCCGCCGGCAGCGCCCGGUGCGCACGGAGCCGCCGCGCCAUGGAGCCGCCGGGCACCGCCGGGGCACCGGGCGCGGCGGGGCGGCCCUGGGAGGACGCCAAGGCUUUCUACGACAACCUCGCCCCCAAGAAGAAACCCAAAUCGCCGAAGCCCGAGAAUGCCAUCACCAUCGCGGUGUCGUCGCGGGCGCUUUUCCGCAUGGAGGAGGAGCAGAAGAUUUACAACGAGCAAGGGGUGGAGGCCUACGUGAAAUACCAGCUGGACCAUGAGAACGAGCCCUUCCUCCCCGGGGCUGCCUUCCCCUUCGUCAAGGCGCUGGAAGCGGUGAACACGCAGCUGCGCGAGCUCUACCCCGACAGCGAGGAGCUCUUCGACAUCGUCCUCAUGACCAACAACCACGCGCAGGUCGGGGUGCGGCUGAUCAACAGCAUCAACCACUACGAUCUGUUCAUCGAGAGGUUCUGCAUGACGGGAGGGAACAGCCCCAUCUGUUACCUCAAGGCUUACCACACCAACCUCUACCUCUCCUCCGACGCCGAGAAAGUGAGUGGGGCCAUUGAAGAGGGGAUUGCCGCAGCCACCAUCUUCAGCCCCAGCAAAGACCUGGAGGUGUCGGAGAACCAGCUGCGGGUGGCGUUCGACGGUGACGCCGUGCUCUUCUCGGAUGAGUCGGAGCAGAUCGUGAAGGCUCACGGCCUGGAUAUGUUCUUUGAGCAUGAAAAGGCUCACGAGAACAAGCCUCUGGCACAGGGACCCCUGAAGGGCUUCCUGGAGGCCCUGGGGAAGCUGCAGAAGAAGUUCUACUCCAAGGGGCUGAGGAUGGAGUGUCCCAUCCGCACCUACCUGGUGACAGCCCGCAGCGCCGCCAGCUCGGGAGCCCGGGCCCUAAAGACUCUGCGCAGCUGGGGCCUGGAGACGGACGAGGCGCUGUUCCUGGCCGGGGCUCCCAAGGGGCCGCUGCUGAAGAAGAUCCGGCCCCACAUCUUCUUCGACGACCAGAUGUUCCACGUGGAGGGAGCCAAGGAGAUGGGCACCGUUGCUGCCCACGUCCCCUACGGCGUCGCCCAGAAGCACAAGCGGCCGGCGCAGGAGAAGCAGCCCCAGAACAGCAAGUAGGGAACAGCACGCGCGGAGCUGGGCCGAUCCUGGUGGGAGCCCAGUGCAGGAGGAGGAGGAGGAGGAGGCUGCCGCAGCCUCCUUCAGCCUCGGUGUUUUUGCGGUGUCCUGACGUUGUCCCCUUCCCUCGUGCUGCCUCCCGCGAGGCGCUUCCCCCUUCGUCCGCACUUGCUUCUCUCGAGGACGGGUCUUGGUUUUUGUGCGCUGCUCAGGCCGGGCAGGUUUCACCUUAUUGACCCUUCUUCAAACCCCGGGUGAUUUCCAAAAGUUUUGAUUUAAAGAGCCAAUUUUCAGGGUGAGCUGUUGAACUGGAAAGUUAGGAACACACACAAAAAAAAACACCUUUCGUGCAGCUUUGAAGCAAAAUGCCGUCCCUUUGCACUAAAGUGAACCCCUAACUUUGUUCCCUUGCUGGGAAACCCAAGGGAGAUCCGGCACCUGCUCCCCAAGGAGAAAACCUCUCACGGCUUUGUCCUCCCACCAAGGUUUUGUCAGCUGCACAGCUUUUCUUUCAUACACUGGAAUUCGGAAAAAUAGAAACAAACACAUAUUAAAAAAACAAAACAACAAACAUUUAUCUGCUUGGAGCUUUGGGCCAGUGUGCCAUGGGCCCAGGUUUUUAAAUGUGGGUUCCACGGCUGGAUGAGUUGGCACUAAAAAAAACAUCUCGGUAAGACAUCCAAAGCCCAACUCUUGCGUGUGCCUUCCAGGGUCUGCAGACACAAGCCCAGGGCUUGAGUUAAGGUAAAAGCAGGCCCCAACAUAUUAGGGACAUCAUUUGAAAUCCAUUUAGAUAAAUCUGCAGAGAAUUUCAGCCUUGGGGGUUUAAUUAAAGGAUUUUUUCCCCUCUCUAAGCUGAGCCUGUAGGAAUUGGCAAUCUUUUUCUCCUCAGCUUCUUAAAACCUCUAGUGUUUCCUAAAAUAGACACCUCUGCUCGUGAUGCUGUGAGAAAGAACCAAAUCUCUGAUUAAAAAUCAGGAAGAGAAACCAAUUGGAGUGCUGCUCCAAAAUCCCUGUGAAAACCACACUGACAUUACUGCACAAAGCCAUGUCCCGAAGGACACACUCAGGAUGAAAAUGUAAAGAAUACCACUGCUGUGUUUUGCUUUAUUAUUAUUAUUAUUUUUACUUCUUCAAGGCAGAGCAUGCCACGGUUGGGCACAAAGGGUGCCCAUGGGUAUCAGAUGGUAUUUUCAGUUGCUUCCAACUUUGCAAAUGCCAGUUCCAUGGGCUGAAGUUUUCCCAGGUAUUUGUCUGUCCCUGGCUUGACUUUGCUUCAGCUAAAAGCUCAGCCUUUCCCAGCCAUGAGGCUGGAGUGGUUAUUGCGCUUCUGACAAAUACCCCAACAAGCUAACGAUACCCUCAUCGGCCCUGCAGACUGUUUUCUCAUUGCACUAAAUCCUGCUCUAGCAGUGAAAAACAAAUUGCACUUUUCCACUCCCCGACUCCUUCACCUUGACAGACUGUUAUUUGUCACACCUGGGUGACAAACGCCUCGGAGGAAGGUCUGAGAUCCAAACAAAAAGAAGGCUUGAAAGCAAUGAGUAUUGCAGUAACACAUCUGUUAAUGUACAGGUCUAUAAAAAGGUCCUGUUUUUUUGUUGUUUUUUUUUUUAAUGUGAACCCCAGAUACUGGGAUCUGAGCGGUAUCUCGCAGCCCUUUUUGGCAGAGGCGGGGGAUAACAGCCUGGCCUCCCAGUAAACAUUUCCAAGGUGUUUCCUGAAGAUCCCAUUUUGGAAGCCUGGCCAAGCUCAGCUCGCAGAGGCUCCUGCCAGACUGGGAGGUGACGUUGCGAGGGGAACGGCAUCACCAGUGAGCCCUCGGGAGGCAAGGCUGGUGGGAUGGGAUGGGAUGGGAUGGGAUGGCCUUGGGAUGUGCAGGGAGCUGGGCACGAGCCCGAGGGCAGCAGCACAGUGUGGGCAGCUGUGUUAGGGACUCUGCUUAGGGUCUGCCUGCUGCCAGGGCAGCUCGGGGGACAUGGGGCUCGGGAAACGCUCCCCAGGUGAGACAAGCCCCCUUUGCACCUCCUGCAUCCCUCCUGCACUGGGAGGAUUUUAGGAUUUUCCCUUCCCGCGAUGGCUGCUCCGUUUGCUUUCACCCGUGUGGCUUCCGACGUGUUUUUUCUCCUCCACCACUGACCGGCGGGCGUGGGUUUGCUGCUUGUGUCCUGUCCUCGUGUGCCCGUCCGUGCCGCCUGCCGGGGCUGGCUGUGUCUGACCGCCCGUGCGGCCGUGCCUUUUGUUCCGCGCUGGCCACCAAAUGGACUUCCCUGCUGCAUGUCACUGCUGCGAGUUUCACCUCAUUGUUCUCCAGUGUUUCUUCUUGUAAACGAACUGCCAUGAUAAUGAAACCCCUUUGGGUGUUUUUCUGUAAUAAACUGUGUUGGUCCCAGCCCGA